Molecule: messenger RNA, 1809 nt
Organism: Mytilus trossulus (common blue mussel)
Lineage: Eukaryota; Metazoa; Mollusca; Bivalvia; Mytilida; Mytilidae
Exons: 9
Coding region: 212-1444 (410 amino acids)
Source: RefSeq, a predicted model, not a curated record
GUUCAACAAAAAGGACAAACAAAGCAAUGUAACCACACCCAUAACACGAUCAACCCAUAUCAAAAUUUUUAGGGAAUUUCCAGACUAGAUUGAACCAGAAAUUGUUCCAGAAGUUUCGAUGUCAGAUUAGAUUUGCUAGCAAGAGGAAUUAAGAUCGGCGAAAACAGUGACUAGAAUAAAAAAGACUGGAAGAAUUAAAUAAUGCAAAAAGAUGAAGAAUCAGAAUAUGUUUCGCAUGUUCCUCCUCUUGUUUAUAAUACCAGUGUCAGGCCUGGCAAUGAACACGGAUAAACAAUGUCCAAUGAAUUACAUUCUGCGGUCAUCCUGGAAGAACAAAACUGAACAAGAUCAUUAUUGCUGUAGGAAGUUAGAGAAAAACUGUACAGCAGGUAACUACGUGGAAACAUGCACCAGUGAUUUUGAUGAAGAUAAAUGUAUGAAGUGUAAAGGCUAUACAUGGUUAGCGGAUGAAACCAAUUCUGAUAAUGUUCACCCUUGCACUAAGUACGGUUCCUGUCCGAUCGAGUCUAAGAGAGUUGACUAUUUGCCAAGAUCUGGUUGUAGAAUUCCAUGCAUAUGUGACACAGGAAGAAACUAUUUCGGAUACAAUGGCUGUAAUUGUCAAUUGUUUGUAGGAAAAUGUCCAAUAGGAACUAGAUUGACACUUAACGGUUCAUGUAUAGAUGAAAGGAUUGCAGAGCAAAUCAACAAUUUAAAACCACUUCAAGACGCAGUUGUGAUACCAUUUUCAAGACAAACAAACGAUACAGGACAGAAAGCAAAAAGUCAUCCUGAAGAAAAUGGAUGGAAAAUUGGGAGAUGGGUAAUAACGGUGGUAGCUGUGGUUGGCUUAGUUGUAAUAAUCUGUGCAUGCAAAAAGUUAAAUGUGUUCGGGAAAUGUAGAAAAGACAAAGGACAAGACAUUUCCUUAGAUACAAAUAAAGGAAACAACAAACCCUUGCUGUCGGACUCGGCAGACUCUGGAAUAUCUGUUGGAGUUCAAUCUUACUCAUCAGAGUUACCAGACGUGAAGAUAAAUGUUGAGCAGGCAGAAUGUCUAUAUACGACAAAAACUCAAGAUCACAAAUUCUCGUUUGAAUGCGAAAGGAAUGUGGCACAUGUAAAACCAUUUGAAUAUAAACUUGAAUCAGAUUCAAACAAGACUCAGAUCGAGAUGUCUUUGUCGACAGUCACAGAAGCCGAUACAUCCUUGGUUCAAGAACAUUUAUAUAUAACGCCCGAUCAUCUUCUACAACACGAAGUGCCUUUAUCAUCAUCAACAGAACAAGAACAGAUAUACAUACCGUCCUCAACUCAUGAAAUAAAUCAACAAAGACCUUUAGUAGUAGACAAUAUAGUACAAUAUCACGAAAAUAAUUAUUCAGAACUUGUUAAUGUUCAACAUGACUUUGGUUCUACUCUAAGUAACUUAGAUAGUAGUUGAUUGUUAACAGAUUAGAUACUCAUUAUCAUUUAAGAACUAAAGAAAUAGUUGUACAUUUAUGAAAAUAAAAUCAUAUGAAUAAUUAAAAAUAUGGAUCAGUUCUUGAGAAAAAUAUUCAUAAACUAUAUUAAAUUUGUGCGUACUGUAUGAAUUAAAUCACUUCAAUUUUAUUGCAUUUCAUUUUGUUUUAAAACUUUUUAAUCAUGUCUUUAUUGAAAACACUUGUAUGGGUGAAAUGCAUGUGAUUUUUUUUGUUAAAAGCACCAUUACACACAUGCAUGCAUUUAGAAUAUAAUGAAGUUAUAUUCUAACAAAAUUUUGGGCAUAUCUAAACGACGUGUUAUUGGAGAAGGAGCAAACGUAAA